AUGGGGAUACAAGGAUUACUGCAAUUUAUCAAAGAAGCUUCUGAACCUAUCCACAUGAGGAAGUAUAAAGGGCAGGUAGUAGCUGUGGAUACAUACUGCUGGCUUCACAAAGGAGCUGUUGCUUGUGCUGAAAAACUAGCCAAAGGUGAACCUACCGAUAAGUAUGUAGGAUUUUGUAUGAAAUUUGUAAAUAUGUUACUAUCUCAUGGGAUCAAGCCUAUCCUGGUAUUUGAUGGAUGUACUUUACCUUCUAAAAAGGAAGUGGAGAGGUCUAGAAGAGAAAGAAGACAAGCCAAUCUUCUUAAGGGAAAGCAGCUUCUCCGUGAGGGGAAGGUCUCAGAAGCCAGAGAAUGUUUCACCCGUUCUAUCAAUAUCACACACGCUAUGGCCCACAACGUAAUUAAGGCUGCUCGGUCUCAGGGAGUAGAUUGUCUUGUGGCUCCAUAUGAAGCAGAUGCACAGUUGGCCUAUCUUAACAAGGCUGGUAUUGUACAAGCUGUAAUUACAGAAGACUCUGAUCUCCUCGCUUUUGGCUGUAAAAAGGUUAUUUUAAAAAUGGACCAGUUUGGAAAUGGACUAGAAGUUGAUCAGGCUCGGCUAGGAAUGUGCAAACAGCUUGGGGAUGUGUUCACAGAAGAGAAGUUCCGUUAUAUGUGCAUUCUUUCAGGCUGUGACUAUCUCUCAUCGCUGCGUGGGAUUGGAUUAGCCAAGGCCUGCAAAGUACUAAGACUAGCCAAUAAUCCAGAUAUUUUAAAGGUUAUCAAGAAAAUUGGACAUUAUCUCAAGAUGAAUAUAACAGUACCAGAAGAUUACAUCAAAGGCUUUAUUCGGGCCAAUAAUACCUUCCUCUAUCAGCUAGUUUUUGAUCCCAUCAAAAGGAAACUCAUCCCUUUGAAUGCCUAUGAAGAUGACAUUGAUCCUGAAACACUAAGCUAUGCUGGGCGAUAUGUUGAUGAUUCUAUAGCUCUUCAAAUAGCACUUGGAAAUAAAGAUAUAAAUACUUUCGAACAGAUUGAUGACUACAAUCCAGACACUGCUGUGCCUGCCCAAUCAAGAAGUCAUAGUUGGACUGACAAAACAUGUCAAAAGUCAUCUAAUAUUAAUAGUAUUUGGAAUAGGAACUAUUGCCCUAGACUUGAGCUGGACAUUGUUUCAGUUGCUACAAAGGUGAAGGAAAAUCCAAGUACUGUGGGCAUUGAACUAGUGAUUAGUACUAAAGGAUUAAAUCUUCCAAGGAAGUCAUCCAUUGCAAAAAGACCAAGAAGUGAAGAGCUAUCAGAAGAUGAUCUAUUUGGUCAGUAUUCUACUUCCUUUACAAAGAAGAUCAAGAAAAAUAGUUGUGAAGGUGAUAAAUUAUUGAACUCUUCUGAACGGUUUAUGCCUGACCUGGUAGAUGGAAAUACUAUUAAAAAAAGCUUAAGCAUACCACCUAGGACAAGAAACAAAUUUGCAACAUUUUUACAGAGAAAAAAUGAAGAAAGUGGUGCAGUUGUGGUUCCAGGAACCAGAAGCAGGUUUUUUUCCAGUUCUCUGGGUUCUGCUGACUGUAUAUCAAAGAAAGCAAGCAGCCAGUCUCUAGAUGAAACUGCUGUCACAGAUAAAGAAGCCAAUGUAAAUGAGUCAGAUUGUCUAGAUGGCAAGAAGUUGUUAGAUAUCAGUGUAGCACAUAAUUCAAGUGAGCAUAUUCCAGAUGAUGUGACUGUGAUUGCUGAAGAGUCUCAGUCUUUUAAGACCAGCAGAUUCACGAGGACCAUCUCACCACCCACCUCGGGUACACUAAGAAGUUGUUUCAGUUGGUCUGGAAGUCUUGGAGAGUUUUCAAGAACACCAAGCCCCUCUCCAAGCACAGCAUUGCAGCAGUUCCUUAGAAAGAGUGAUUCUCCCAUCUCUCUGCCUGAGAAUAAUGAGCCAUCUGAUGUAUCUCAGUUAAAGAGUGAUGAGUCAAGUGAUGAAUCUCAUCCCUUACAUGAAGUGGAUUGGUCUUCACAGUCUCAGGAAAGCAUGGACUUAUCACCACACAAUUUAAAUGCAUCAGAACUUUCUCAGCCUUCUAGUAAGGAUUUAGAUUCAGAGGAAUCUGAUUGCAAUUUUAAGUCACUUGAUAAUCAAGGUAAUCAGAAAUCCAAGCUAUACUUAUUUCAUUUUUCGAAAAAAGGCACGCUUCUAAGGAACAAGGUUCCUGGGCUGUAUAAAUCUAGUUCUGUGGACAGUCUUUCUACAACCAAGAUCAAACCUUUAGUACCUGCCAGAGUCAGUGGGCUGAGCAAGAAGCCAUCAAGCAUCCAUAAGAGAAAUCAUCAUAAUGCCGAGAACAAGCCAGGAUUGCAGAUAAAAAUCAAUGAACUCUGGAAAAAUUUUGGAUUUAAAAAAGAUUCUGAAAAGCUUCCUUCUUGUAAGAAGCCAGAUCCCCUGUCUCCAGUCAAAGAUAACAUCCAACUAACUCCAGAAGAAGAGGAUAUAUUUAACAAUUCUGACUGUAUGCGUGUUCAGAGAGCAAUAUUCCAAUAAACA
Molecule: messenger RNA, 2511 nt
Organism: Globicephala melas (long-finned pilot whale)
Lineage: Eukaryota; Metazoa; Chordata; Mammalia; Artiodactyla; Delphinidae
Gene: EXO1
Product: exonuclease 1
Biological process (GO): DNA recombination; mismatch repair
Cellular component (GO): nucleus
Molecular function (GO): metal ion binding; 5'-flap endonuclease activity; 5'-3' DNA exonuclease activity
Source: RefSeq, a predicted model, not a curated record